Messenger RNA from Sitophilus oryzae (rice weevil), 1040 nucleotides. It is a transcript of the gene Hacd1, whose product is annotated as very-long-chain (3R)-3-hydroxyacyl-CoA dehydratase hpo-8. The record is from RefSeq and is a predicted model, not a curated record. Gene Ontology annotation, molecular function: 3-hydroxyacyl-CoA dehydratase activity. Gene Ontology annotation, biological process: very long-chain fatty acid biosynthetic process; fatty acid elongation; sphingolipid biosynthetic process. Gene Ontology annotation, cellular component: endoplasmic reticulum membrane. The transcript has 5 exons. Bases 209 to 886 code for a protein of 225 amino acids. NCBI's taxonomy places the organism in Eukaryota, Metazoa, Arthropoda, Insecta, Coleoptera, Curculionidae.
ACAGUACGCUGGUAGGUGUCGGUAAUGGAAAUGCUAAAUUUCUUAGUUCAUAAGCACUUCAUAAGGUAACCCUGCUAACUUGUACGCGCAAUCACUAUAACAAUUAGUAUAUUCUGUGUAUAACAAACAAGACAGAUAACACGCAAACGUAGUGAAAUAAGUUUUUCGGUUUUCUUUUAUAGUAGCAAAUAGUUUUUUUUUAAAUAUAAUGGCAAGUUCUACUCAAAGUGAUAAAGGUUCUAAAGCAAUACAUUUAUAUUUAGUAGCCUAUAAUUUUCUUCAAACUAUAGGAUGGAUGCGCCUUCUAGUUCAACUUAUACUCUAUUAUGUUAAUCCACAGUCAAAAAGUCUGUAUGACUCGGUUAAGUAUUCACUUUACAUUUUUCAAAAUGCUGCAGUAUUAGAAGUAAUCCACGCCGCCACUGGGAUUGUUAAAUCAAGUGCCGUUAUGACGGCCUUCCAGGUAGCUUCCAGAGUGGUAGUAGUGUGUGGAGUCCUUUUGGCAACGGAAAGUGCAAGAGUGGGUCUAGGAUUACCUUUAGCCCUGUUGGCAUGGUCCAUAACGGAAAUUAUUCGAUAUUCGAAUUACUUUUUCAACCUUGUUUAUGCCGUACCAUUCGUACUUAAAUAUUUAAGAUACACAACAUUUAUUGUACUGUAUCCAAUUGGAGUCACUGGAGAGUUGCUGUGUAUUUGGGCUGCCCAGAAAGAAGUAGGCAAGAACCAGCUUUACAGUAUUGAUAUGCCUAAUCGAUACAAUGUAAUAUUUAAUUACCAGCAUGUUUUAUGGUUUCUGAUGGUAUUAUAUAUUCCUCUCUUUCCACAACUAUACCUGUAUAUGUUUGGUCAAAGAAAGAAAGCACUUUCCAAAGCAAAGUCAAAGUAGGACCAAAGACUGAUUAAAUGAUUUUUUCUCUUAUACCUGUUAAAUUAUUGCUAAACUUUUAUGUAUACUUUUUUUAUUUGGAAAAAUUUUGAACAUAAAAGUAAAUAAGUAUAUAUUAAUGAAUAUAGUAAUAAGAAUAAAAAGGGGUAAAAAA